Messenger RNA from Nomascus leucogenys (northern white-cheeked gibbon), 153 nucleotides. It is a transcript of the gene HTN1, whose product is annotated as histatin-1. The record is from RefSeq and is a predicted model, not a curated record. Gene Ontology annotation, cellular component: extracellular region. NCBI's taxonomy places the organism in Eukaryota, Metazoa, Chordata, Mammalia, Primates, Hylobatidae. Gene Ontology annotation, biological process: defense response to bacterium.
AUGAAGUUUUUUGUCUUUGCUUUAAUCUUGGCUCUCAUGAUUUCCAUGACUAGAGCUGAUUCACAUGAAAAGAGACAUCAUGAGCAUAGAAGAAAAUUCCAUGAAAAGCAUCAUUCACAUCAAGAAUACCCAUUUUAUGGAUACUAUAGAUGA